AUGCCACAGUAUCUGGCUAACAUCCCUUUGCAGAAGCAGAAAAAGAAAUCGAAGCAAGAGCCAGCACCAGCAUUUGCAGUUAGUAUUAUGGGAGUGGAGAGACGUUGGCUUUUCAUUCUUUUCUCUGCUGCAUUCACUUCUCUACUGUUCCUGGUAGUUUACUCCGGCUCUGCUUUCAGCUUCUCCAAGCCCAUACCUUCUGUUGUACGCCAUGGCACCCACUACCCACCUUCUUUUGCUUAUUACAUUUCUGGCACCCGCGGGGAUGGUGAUAAGAUGUUUAGGUUACUGCUUGCAGUCUAUCACCCAAGAAACCGUUAUUUGUUGCAUUUGAGUGCUGAUGCUUCAGAUACGGAGAGAAUGAGAUUAGUUGCUGCUGUAAAUGCAGUGCCUGCAGUAAGUAGUUUUGGGAAUGUUGAUGUCCUGGGAAAGCCAAAUCGCCUCAGUUAUAUGGGGUCUUCUCAUAUCGCAUCCAUAUUGCGUGCUGCGGCCAUUUUGUUGAGGUUGGAUUCUGGGUGGAGCUGGUUCGUGGUAUUAAGUGCAGUGGAUUAUCCUCUGGUGACACAGGACGAUUUAUCGCAUGUGUUCGCAUCUGUUAGCAGGGACAUCAAUUUCAUCGAUCACACCAGUGACCUUGGAUGGAAAGAAUCUCAAAGGUUCCAGCCCAUUGUAGUUGAUCCAGGGAUUUAUCUUGCACGAAGAACCCAGAUCUUUUAUGCUACAGAGAAGCGGACAUUACCAGAUGCUUUUAAAAUAUUCACUGGUUCCCCAUGGGUCAUCUUGAGUCGAUCAUUCAUGGAGUACUGCAUUCUCGGUUGGGACAGCCUUCCACGUGUCCUCCUCAUGUAUUUCAACAACGUGGUUUUAUCUGAAGAGAGCUACUUCCAAACGGUCGUAUGCAAUGCACCAGAAUUCAAGAACACCACUGUAAAUAACAACCUGCGAUUCAUGGUGUGGGACAAUCCUCCCAAGAUGGAACCCCAUUUUCUCAACAACUCGGAUUACGAUCUUUUAUCCCAGAGCGGAGCAGCUUUCGCGCGGCAGUUUCGGAACGAUGAUUCUGUCCUUGGCAUGAUCGACGAGAAGAUCCUCAGACGUGGUCGUAAUCGAGUUGUACCAGGUGCGUGGUGCUCAGGUCGAUCGAGCUGGUGGUCCGACCCUUGCUCCGAGUGGGGGGAUGUGAAUCUCGUGAAGCCGGGACCUCAGGCUAAAAAAUUUGAAGACACCAUCUCAAAUCUUCGUGAUGAAUGGAGUUCACAGAUGAAUCAGUGCAAAGAUAGUGCAUCAUAA
Molecule: messenger RNA, 1290 nt
Organism: Linum trigynum
Lineage: Eukaryota; Viridiplantae; Streptophyta; Magnoliopsida; Malpighiales; Linaceae
Source: the annotation of a GenBank genome assembly